Molecule: messenger RNA, 3691 nt
Organism: Vicugna pacos (alpaca)
Lineage: Eukaryota; Metazoa; Chordata; Mammalia; Artiodactyla; Camelidae
Gene: KRT24
Product: keratin 24
Biological process (GO): intermediate filament organization; epithelial cell differentiation
Cellular component (GO): cytoskeleton
Molecular function (GO): structural molecule activity
Source: RefSeq, a predicted model, not a curated record
UUCGGGAAAAAAAAAUUAUCCAGUUGCGGAUUAGUAAAACUGUAACAGGGAUUAAGAAAUGACACCGAAGAGGAACACCCUGAAAGUGUGUAUAUAAGGGCCAAAAAGGCAGCCUCCUUUUCAUGUCACCUCUCCUACUCACCUGGACAAGCCACAUCUCUGCAGGAACAGCAUGUCUUGCUCCUCCCGCGUGUCCUCCAGGACCCGAGGCAGCAGCGCGGUCAGGGUGUCCGCCGCCGGGGGCGCCAGCUUCAGCGGCGGAAGCAGUUGCGGGCUGGGGCGAGGCUCUGCCCGGGGCUUCCGAGGAGGGGCCGGCAGCUGUGGCCUGAGUGGGGGCUCCAGCUGGGGCUAUGGAGGCAGCUUUGGGGGGGGUUCUGGACUCGGCGGGGGUUCUGGACUCGGCGGCGGUGCUAGCAGAGGCUUCUACAGCUACGGCGGUGGUUUGGGUGGUGGCAUUGGCGAUGGGGGCCUCUUCUCCGGAGGUGAAAAGCAAACCAUGCAGAACCUCAAUGACCGCCUGGCCAAUUACCUAGACAAGGUCAGAGCCCUGGAGGAGGCCAAUGCUGAUCUGGAGAACAAAAUCAAGGAGUGGUAUGACAAAUUUGGGCCUGGGUCUAGAGAUGGUGGAUCCGGAAGGGAUUAUAGCAAAUACUAUCCAAUCAUCGAAGAUCUCAGGAAUCAGAUCAUUACUGCCAUGACUGAAAAUGCUGGGAUCGUUCUGCAAAUUGACAAUGCCAGACUGGCUGCUGAUGACUUCAGACUGAAGUAUGAGAACGAACUACAUCUCCGACAGACAGUGGAGGUAGACACCAACGGCCUGCGGAAAGUCCUGGAUGACUUGACCACGACCCGUUCCGGCCUGGAGAUGCAGAUCGAGAGCCUCACCGAGGAGCUGGCCUACCUGAAGAAGAACCACGAGGAGGAAAUGAAGCGUGUGCAAGGAGGCUCCGGAGGGGAUGUGACCGUAGAAAUGAAUGCUGCCCCAGGAACAGACCUGACUAAGUUACUGAAUGACAUGAGGGCACAGUAUGAGGAGCUGGCUGAGCAGAACCGCCGGGAGGCCGAGGAGCAGUUCAAUAAGCAGAGUGCAUCACUGCAAGCACAGAUCUCUACUGAUGCGGGGGCAGCCAGUUCCGCCAAGAAUGAGAUAACAGAACUGAAACGUACUCUGCAAGCCCUGGAAAUCGAGCUGCAGUCCCAACUGGCCAUGAAAAGCUCCCUGGAAGGGACCUUGGCUGACACGGAGGCUGGCUACAUGGCUCAGCUGUCACAAAUUCAGAUACAGAUCAGCAGCCUGGAGGAGCAGAUCUGCCAGAUCCGGGGGGAGACUGAAUGCCAGAACACAGAAUAUGAGCAGCUGCUGGACAUCAAGACCCGCCUAGAGAUGGAGAUUGAGACCUACCGCCGCCUGCUUGAUGGUGAAGGAGGUUCUGAUUUUGGAGGAUCUGAUUUUAGAAGCUUAGGAUCCAGAAACACAGGGUCCAGAAACAUGGGAUCCAGGGAUUCAUCCAUGUCUGGCGACUCAAGAUCCGGAAGCUGUUCUGUCCAAGGAAGAGAUCCAAGCAAGUCGAGAGUGACUAAGACCAUCAUAGAGGAGGUGGUGGACGGCAAAGUCGUCUCUUCCCAAGUCAGCAAUGUUUCUGAGGUGAAAAUUAAGUAAGCAAUUUCCAGGCCAACAAGUGUCUUUCAGAGAGGAAAAUCUAAAGGACACAAAUGAAGAUAUUGCAUCAAUCUAGCCAUCUUUCUGGAUGACUUCAGGGAAGAGUUUCCAUCCAGAAAUAGAUGACUGACCGAUUUUUCUGCAUCCUCUUCUUUUCUUAUUAGAAUGCUCUUGAAAAAGUUGAAAUGAUGACUUUGCUCUAAUUGUUUCUAUGCUUCAGUAAACUUACUUUUGCAAGUUCACUAAAUGAUUCCUGAAUUUUUUAAAAAAAGAAACCCAAUAUUUUUACCUAGAAAUGAUAGUAUCUUCUUCAAUAAGAAUCAAGAUUAUGGGCGGAGGGUAUAGUUCAAGUGCUAGGGCACAUGCUUAACAUACAUGAGAUCCUGGGUUCAAUUCCCACUAUUUCUUCCAACAAUAAAUAAAUAUUAAAUAAACCUAAUUACUUCCCCCCACCAAAAAAUAAAUAAAUAAAUAAAUAAAAUACACUUAAUAAAAAAAAAAGAAGCAAGAUUAUAGCCAUUUUGUAUAUGGGAAAUUUGAACAUAACGUUAGAACUCAGUUAUAGCUGAAAUUAGAUCUCAUCCUCCCUAAAACUAAAGCCAACAGUUUAGCCCACAAAGAAGAAUGUGAUUAUUUGAAUAAUCAACCUAUAAUUAAUGUCUAGUUUCUUUAUGUCCAUCACCAAACUGAAUAUUUAAUAAUAUAAAAAGAAGCAUAAGAUAUGCCCCCUACUUCAAGAAACUUACAUUUAGAUGGACAGGAAAGCUAAAAACACGAAGACAGCAGACAACACAGGGUGUUCAUAGUGAAAGGCUUGAUUCCACAACAGUCAAGAGAAAUACUAGAGAAAUCUGACAAGUCAUGUUUGCAGAACACUUAGGAGACUGGGUCAAAAUUAAAAUCUUGGGAAAGAAGAUAGGAUAUGUGAUAUGAGACCAGGUUUCUGAAAACUUUGAAAGCCCCAAAGAGAAGUGAUGCUCAGAUACUGGUUCCCUUGUCAAAUCGAGCCACCCCUUGAGCCAAAAAUCAUCACUUAGCCAAGCUGGUGUUUCCUCCCACUGCUGAAGUCAUUUACCCCAUGGGUGGUCCACAGGGCUCUGUCUUCUCUCAAUUGGGAUAUGAAGCGUGUCAAAGAAGGGUAGGAGGUGGUCUAGGUCAGUCCCAGGAAGACACAGGCGAAAGACAAAGCCAGCCUGGGUAAGGACUUUUCCACUCAAGGAAUUUACAGUGACCAGAUCACAUGUUAGAUCAUCAGUCCCACAAGCUGGUACUCAAGAAAAGAACAUGGGACUUGGCCUAAAAACCCAAAUUAGAAAUCACAAAAGGAUCAACCUGAAUAUAAUUCAUGUAAAUUGUACCUACAAAUAUAAAAUCAGUAAGAGCAGUAUUGAGGGGGGUGUGGGGGAGUGGAGGGGGAGGGGGCGGGGGUAUAGCUUAGUGUAGAGCCAUGCCUAGCAUGAACGAGGUCUUGGGUUCAAUCCCUAGUACCUCCAUUAAAAAAAUAAAUAAACUGAGUUACUCCACCUACAAAAAAAUUUGAAAAAAAAAAUAAGAGCAGUAUGAGAGUAUCAAACCUUAAUAAUAAAAACAACCAAAUAAGGUAGUUUUUUUUCUUCCAGGCACAUUAACUAAAACAUAAAAGUGAACCUGUAGGCACACUGUAACCACAGAACGAAGUUAAUAGCUAAGCACAAACCACUAUCCAAAGGAAAAAGAGCCUCACUGUCUUAAAUCAAACAUAUGGUUCCCAUCAAAGCAUUAGAGCAAACUAAACUUUGGCUGUUUCUCCUCUACUGAAAAGUUAAGAAAUAUGAACUCACUGAUUCAGCCUGGACUCAAGGCAGAAGGACAGAAAUGGGAACCAGCUGUAUGGGCCUCCUGUCCCUUGGGCCACCACAGUCACACCCGGAAAACCUCUCUCCAUGAGUCCUCCCAGGUCCAGUCUUAGAAGAUCCAGUCCUGUACCACCUGGGACCUAUGUUUACGGCUAGUCUUACUUACCCUGAUAUCAAGGCAAAAGUAUGUGGUUAC